CCCUACUGUACUGGUUGCGGAAUUUGGACUCUACGAAGCGGCCGUUCUAGAGCCCCGCCGUUUUGAGUUGUGAGACAUAACAAUGAAGAAAGGCCACCGAAUACAGUAGAUGAGGUCAUUUGGUAUAUCGUGUUGAUUCGGCCCGCUGGGAAAACAAAGCAAGGUUAGGGAAGUUUAAAGGAAACCCCUCAACCGAGUGCCGUGGUCUUCAGAUGUUGCUAAAACAUCCCCAAUCAUAACACCUACCUUGACACCAUUCAACCCGAAGACUUGCACACCCUCAGGGGCGAAUACAUCAACGAUUGCAAUGGGCGCCGCAUCAAGAAUAGCCCUAGUGGCUCUGCGUAUCUGGCAGCUCAUUUGCUCCAUCAUCGUGGUGGGCAUCCUCGCUCGUUUCCUGCGCGUCCUCUCAGAGGCCGGUGCAACCCGAGAUGGCCGGGUCGUAUACGGCAUCAUUGUUGCAUCUAUUAGCAUCGUCUUCGCUAUCGUCUUCAUCGCCCCUUUCUUAUAUUCCUUCCUAUCAUUUCCGAUGGACUUCGCCCUCUUCGUCAUGUGGCUAGUCCUCUUUUGUCUUCUGAUCACGCGAACCGGUACCAAAACAUGCAGCUCUCCUUGGUUUUGGAACUAUUGGGGUUACUAUUGGGGAGGUUGGUGGAGAAACCCCUUUUUCAUCGAUGGGCCGGGGGACAUCGCGUACUCCGGAUGCGGGCACUGGCGAACUGUUUUGGCAUUCUCGUUUAUGGCCUCAUCAUUUAUAGGGAGUUUACGUCGUGUCUCGCUGGUGGGCUAAAAGGAAGAGGGAGCGCCAGGUUGGAAGCACUAGCACAACGACGGGAAACCCGCCCACGUCACAGAUUGGAGGCCCUACGCAGGCUAGAGGUGCGGUCAGCA
Chaetomium fimeti is the source of this 891-nucleotide messenger RNA. RefSeq lists its product as uncharacterized. The transcript is spliced from 4 exons. Gene Ontology annotation, cellular component: membrane. NCBI's taxonomy places the organism in Eukaryota, Fungi, Ascomycota, Sordariomycetes, Sordariales, Chaetomiaceae. The record is from RefSeq and is a predicted model, not a curated record. The coding region runs from base 308 to 790 and encodes 160 amino acids.